CUUUCAAUGCCGGACAAAAGUGACUCAAAAUGUGCGAUAACGGGUAGUGCUGUGCAAUUAUUACAUAAAGGUAUUGGCUGUUUUUGGCAGCCGACACUUGUGGCUCAUCAGCGGGAGAGCAGACAUGGUGCCGGACCCUGUUUCCGCGGCCCUCGGCAAAUUCGGUGCGUGGCAGGCGCGUUCGCUGCUGCUGCUCGCCCUGGUCAAGAUCCCGGCCGGCUGGCACAUGCUCAGCAUUUUGUUCCUGGCACCGAAUCCGGAAACCUUCGGCGGCUGCUUCCUCUGUGCGCGUGACAACUCGUCAAAGAUUUCGCUCAACGAGUGGAUUCAGACGAGACAUCCCGUGGACCAGAGAUAUCCCUUGGGCUUUGAUCCUUGCAACAUUUAUCCCGAGAUUAACGGCACGGUCUCCAGAACUGCGGGCAGUUUACAGGAAUGCAAUAAGUUUGAGUUUAUCAUCAAUGAGCCGACGAUGGUGUCGCAGUGGUCCCUGGUGUGCAACAGGGGUGUGCUCGUGAGUGUUGUCCAGUUGUUUUAUCUUCUGGGAAUCACGAGCGGCGGAGUUGUGACCUUCAUAUUGCUCAAAAGGUUCUCGCCAAAGAUGGUUAUCAUGGCGGGCACGGUACUGCAGGUAAGCGCCGGAAUCGCAGGCGCCCUGCAGCCUAUUUUUGAAGUGCACUGCUUCCUCAAAAUGCUCAUUGGCCUUGGGACGUGUCUCAUGUUUACAGCCGCCAACCAAAUUAUUGUGGACAUAAGCAUCGGUUGGCGGAAGACAGUUUUCAGCGUUUGUUUCGAGCUAUUCUGGUCCAUUGGAGUGAUGAGUUUGGGCUGGCUGGACGCAGCUGCCGACUCGUGGUCCACUCUGCACCUUAUAAUCUCAGUACCUUCGAUCCUUUUUCUAGUCAUGUGGUGCGUCAUUCCCGAGUCUCCACGCUGGUUGAUCGCCCACGGACGGUUCGAGAGCGCCGACAAUCUGCUUAAAUUUGCGGCCGCGUGCAACGGACGAGAAUUGCCAUUGGAUUUCACGACCAGAAAGCCGAUUGCUUCUGCAGGCUGCCCACGCCAGAGGUUACCGAUAUUUAAAGUAAUUUGCCUGCAAUUUAUGUGGAUUGGAACCGUGGUGUUUUAUUACGGAGCUUUACUCAACAUUAAAAACGUUGGAGGCCCAACUCUUCCAAUAAGAACGACAAUUGCUGGUGCCGCUGAAAUAAUUGGAAUGGUGAUUGGAGUGUUUUUACUGCUGAAUCCCAAGCAUAAAUUCGGAGUUUUGAGUAUUCUUCUGUUGAUUGGAGGAGCGAGCUGUGCAUCCUCGUUCGCUAUCCCGCCAAAUGAAUCCGGAAGCACAGGUGGCUGGACGAUGUUGUGGUUGGCAGUUGGGGGAAGAAUAUCAAUAGCGUGUUCUCUGGCCGUGAUGUCGAAUGGCAGUUUAGAAUUGCUUCCUGCAGAUAAAAGAGCUGUUGUUGGCACGGCGAUGGUGACCGUGGCCAGGAUGGCGCUCAUGACUGCCCCCUUUUUAAACAAUCUUGCAUUCUACGGCGAAAGCAUCACUUUGACGUUCUAUGGAGUCCUGGCUUUAAUAGCUGCGUGUGGUGCUUUUUGUCUUUACGUUUCCGCUGAAUGGAGAGUGCUGCUCGGGCCUUGCAACAAAAAAGAAUUCAGCCUUCAAGCAGUGGAAUCAAGAAGCAAGCCCAGUGAAGCUGAAAACGUCGUUUGCGUGAAUUUUAAUCAGUACUGCAUUUACGAUGCAGAGUACGAGACAAAUAUUGCUGCGUAAGAUUAGUUAUAAUAAAUGUUUUCCUAUGAAAUAAUUGGAAUUUAUUCUGUGAUCAUCAUAAUGAUGUAUUAAAAA
Molecule: messenger RNA, 1849 nt
Organism: Cloeon dipterum
Lineage: Eukaryota; Metazoa; Arthropoda; Insecta; Ephemeroptera; Baetidae
Product: organic cation transporter protein-like
Exons: 11
Coding region: 125-1774 (549 amino acids)
Biological process (GO): transmembrane transport
Molecular function (GO): transmembrane transporter activity
Source: RefSeq, a predicted model, not a curated record